Messenger RNA from Corticium candelabrum, 558 nucleotides. RefSeq names its product latrophilin receptor-like protein A. Bases 1 to 558 code for a protein of 185 amino acids. Lineage: Eukaryota; Metazoa; Porifera; Homoscleromorpha; Homosclerophorida; Plakinidae. The transcript has a single exon. Gene Ontology annotation, biological process: cell surface receptor signaling pathway; G protein-coupled receptor signaling pathway. Gene Ontology annotation, cellular component: membrane. The record is from RefSeq and is a predicted model, not a curated record. Gene Ontology annotation, molecular function: G protein-coupled receptor activity.
AUGUGUUAUGUCUUCUCUCUUGGAUUUACAUUUCUGAUAGUGUUCGGGGAAUUCGAGGCAGUCGAUAUCAUGUGGCUGUGCACAUUACUGGGAUUUCUUCUCCACAAUUUUGCUCUCAGCCAUUCUACGGGGUCAUCUGUGAUUGCAAUCAAUCUGUUGAGAUCAUUUGUCAUUGUUUCAACGACGUCACCACGACCAGUGACAAUAAGUCGAAUAAAAACAAUAAAGCAAAUAGUACUCUACAACAUUAUUGGAUGGGGCAUUCCACCUCUUAUUUUUGUCACGUGUCUUGUGUUGGAUAAGGGCACCAAUAUAAACAUUGAUUAUGCUACGGAAAAACUUUGUUAUUUGCAAGAAAAAGUGGCUGUCCUAGUUGGCUUUAUCAUACCUGUCUGCAUCAUAGUGCUCUUCAACUUGGUGACGUUUAUUGUUCUGGUGGUGAGCAUCCACAGAACCAUAAAGGCAACAAAAAUGUCCACCUCCAAUAGCUGUGACUCAAACACAAAAAGGAAACUGCGCAAUUAUGCUGGAAUAUUUUCUUUGUUGGGGCUCACAUGA